AUGGAAGGAGAGAGUUGGAAUAGCCUGCGUACUAUAAUUGGGACAGUAAUGGGCGAUAUCAUCAUUUCUUAUCCAUCGAAAUCCUCUUCUCCGGCACAUAUCCUCAGUUAUCACACGGGUAUGAUUUUUGGUCUACUGAGAAAAGAUAAUCGCCUGUUCUCAAUUUCGGAUGACCGAAGCUUACGGAUGUGGUCAUUGGACAGUUGGCAACAAUUGGAUGAAUGUUAUGGUCAUGCAACAAGACCAUUUGCCAUCUGUGAUGGUCCAGGCGAUAUCAUAUUCACUGGUGGCCAACUGUUUGGAACAGACUGUGGAUUUUUCGGCUCUUUUCGGUUUCCAUUAGACGUUGCCAGAAUGCAAAAAUUGGAAGUCGUCAGGCCCGAGUUUUCUGUGCUCUCAUUUAUUGCACUUUCACCGGACCAUUAUUUCAUACUGGACUCGAACAGAUUGUAUUCGAUAAUGGAGGGAGAGUGUUGGAAUAGCCUGCGUACUAUAAUUGGGACAGUAAUGGGCGAUAUCAUCAUUUCAUAUCCAUCGAAAUCCCCUUCUCCGGCACAUAUCCUCAGUUAUCACACGGGUAUGAUUUUUGGUCUACUGAGAAAAGAUAAUCGACUGUUCUCGAUUUCGGAUGACCGGAGCUUACGAAUGUGGUCCUUGGACAAAAUCCACCUCCUCAAACUGACACAAACUGGACGAGGUGUUAUACGUUCACUUCUAUGUCUACCACAACAAUUGCUAUUUGGAACAGAUUGUGGAUUUUUCGGCUCUUUUCGGUUUCCGUUAGACGUUGCCAAAAUGCAAAAAUUGGAAGUCGUCAGGCCCGAGUUUUCUGUGCUCUCAUUUAUUGCACUUUCACCGGACCAUUAUUUCAUACUGGAUUCGAAUAGGUUAAUUCUUUUAUACUUUGUUAACCAAAAGCGAGCCUGUUUUAACGCUGUAGGACAGAUAUUGGAUUUGUUCUGGGUUGGAAACUGUGUCCUUCUCACUCUUAUCAAUUAUGAUAAUAUCGGUACGAUACAAUCGGGCCUGAAAGAAAUACUUUCUUGUGCUACGGACCAUCAAGAUCAACUAUUCCUUGGGACCAGAAAAGGCUCGAUUAUCGUUGCUCAUGAUUUCAAGAUUGAACAGAUUAUAAGAUGGGCUCACGGGAAGAAAAGCAUUGCUGAUAUCAGAGCGUACGAGUCAAAAUUAUUGUCUAUUGGACGUGACGGAAAAUUACGAAUUUGGCUUAUAGAAGAUCACAUUCAACUGCUGUUCUGGCGUCGACCAUCAGCUGCCAUAGAAAUGGAAUGGCCUUGCAAAUUUGUCGGUUUGUACAACGAGCUUUUUAUUGCUGGAUUUCAUGGGCCACAUUUGCAUUUAUCCAGCAUCACAUCUGUAGCGACUUUUAAGUGUGGCAUGGAGGAAUUUUAUGUGACUGGUGGUAUUGAUGCGAUGCUCAUUGUCUCACAGAUCCGUAGAAGUGAUGCAGCGUAUACCAGAAACUUGCGGCAGGUAUUCAAUAUGCGCUUGAAAGGUGACUGCCGAUUGUUGAGUAUUCAAUUGUUAGCUGUCACCCCAUGCAUUCAGUUUAUCACUACAAAACAUUGUGUGCCUCUCCUUGAUCCUUUAACUAACCCUGGUAUAAUCACAAAGAUUGCUAUUGGCUCAGUGAACACUCCUGUACGAACAACUUCGUUUGCUGCUGUUUCAACAGCAGGUCUGUUAUAUUUGUGGGAAAAUGUUAACGAUUUUGACAGAAGUCCGGAUAUUAUUGAGGUGGAGAAAUGUGGAUUGAGCGCAUUGGAUAUAUACACCAAAGAUGGAAUCCUCUAUGUUGGUAUAGGCUCAGAAUCGGGUUCUGUUACCGUAUUCCAAACGGAAAAAAAACAAAAAUUUACAAAAUGCACGAAUCGUUGGCACAGCGCAACAUGCACAGGUGUUUCGGUUGGUGUUGUACUGGUUUUUGGCGUUCCUGUUGUGCUGCUGCUGCAUGACGCGCCGGGAUUAUCGGCUGCAAAUAUGAUAUCAUCCUGA
This is a messenger RNA of Gongylonema pulchrum, 2016 nucleotides long. Lineage: Eukaryota; Metazoa; Nematoda; Chromadorea; Rhabditida; Gongylonematidae. The record is from the annotation of a GenBank genome assembly.